CCCGUUACUGCUCCGCCCCCUCGGGCCGGCCCGUUAGGGGGCGGGGGCGGCGCCCGGGUUUCGGUGCCGAAGGGGGAGACGGGCAGGAGCCGCCUAAUGAGCCGCGCGCACGCUCAGCCCGCCCGGGGCCAGGGAGGCGCAGGCGAGGCCGCUCCUUCCGUGAGGACCCGCCAUCGCCCCCCUCCGCGUUCUUUUCCCGGCCGGGAGCCCGCGCGCUCACCGUCCUAGCCUCGACACCCCCGCCCGACCUAACGCGGGCACACGGACGGCAGAAAGCGCCCGGUCCAAGUGCAAGGUCACGGACCCCCUAGCGUGGGUCCUCGCAGUCCCAGGCUGCACGCGGGCGUCGCCGCCCCCUCGUCUCUAGCCCGUCACUGCCGGGCUUUAGCACGCGAGGAUGGGAGGGGGGCGGGGCGGGGCAGGUGCCGCGGCCUGGGACCCCCCCUGGCGGAUAGAGAGGGAAACAGGAAGGAGGGCGGCGCUUGUGGGGGAGGGCCGGAGUCGGGGAAGUGAGGUUGGGGCCGGAGCGCCGGCCCCCCCCCCCAUCCCCACCCCCGCGUGACCUGCCGUGCGGGCCGGGGGCCAUGGCACCGCGCAGCGGGGACGCCUGGGCCCGGGCACUGGCUGCGCUGCGGGCCAGUCCGGCCGCCUUCGUGGCCCGGGUCGGGGCCGAGGCCCUGGCGGCCGAGCUGCUGAGCGAGCUGCGCAGCGAGAGGCUGAGCGAGGCGGCCAAGGUCUCUCUGCUGGCUGCGAUCUUGGAGUUCCCCACGCAUCUGUGGCCUGACCCUGCGGGGGCCGAGGCCGCGGCCUCCACGCUCCUGGACAUUCUGGCCCUCCUGCCCCCGAGGCCCGGGCCCCUCCGCCGGCCGCUGCUGCUGGCCGCCACUAGCGUCCUGGCGGCCUGCGGGGCCCUGGGUCCCAGCUCGGCCGCCUCGGCCCGCCUGCUGCCCCUGCUGUUGCUGGUGGCGGGGGGCCGGGCUGGGGGCCCUGAGCAGCGAGCCCUCCAGGCCACUGCCUGCGAGUGCCUGCGGGAGUUGGAGAGCUGCUGCCCGGGGCUGCUGGCCGGACAGCUGGGGCUGCUGCGGACACUGCAGGACGCCCCGGGCACCCAGGCCCACCGCCUGCUCUUUGUGCUGGCCCUGCGCAACGCCCUGGCGGCCAUAGCCCGGGCGGGCCCCGGGGCUCAGGCCGGCCUGCAAGGACUGUUGGCUGCCAGGAGUGACUGGGGAGAAGGCCAGGCCUGGGACUGGGGCCUGGAGGCCCCCCUGGGCCAGCGGCCCGGCCCGUGGGACUGGAGCCUGGUGGGAGAGGAUGUCUGGGACUGGGCGACACCCCCGAGCCAGGGAGCCGACUGGCCUCCCGCCCUGGAUCUCGGCCCGCCCGAGGCCCGGGAGCUGCGGGCCGUCGUGUCCCAGCUGCUGGACGCCUCCUACCUGCUGACCCCGCCGGCCCAGGCCCGCACGCUGCAGCAGCUGAGCCAGGUGCUGAGGGCCGUCCGGGGCCAGCCCCCGGCCCUGCUGAAGCCGCAGCUGGUGCGGCUGCUGGGCACGGCGCGGGUGUCCCUGCUGCACGCGGUGCUGGCCUUGAAGGACGCCUUCGGGGAGGCCCUCUUCACGGCCCAGGACGAGGCUCUGCUGCUUCGCAGGCUGGUGGGGGCCGCCCAGCACCCGGCCCUGCCGCCCCCUGCCCGCCUUUUCUACCUGCACUGCCUCCUGCACUUCCCUGAGAACUGGCCCUUGGGGGCCGCCGGGGAGGAGGCCGCCCCGGUUCUGCUCACCCCCGGCCUGGCCGCGGGCCUUCUGCCCAGUCUGCUGCAGGAGCCCCCGGACCUCCUGGCGCGGCUGCAUCUUCUGUGUCUCCUGUGCGGGGAGGAGCUCGGUGCCGACGGCCCCCGGGACUGCCCGGGCACCGGGGCCCAGGCCCUGGCUUACCUCCAGGAGCUGCUGGCCGGCCUGAGGCAGGGGGCGGCCCAGCCAGGCGCCCCCCGGACGGCAGCCACCCUCUGCUUCCGGGCUUGCUACCUGGCCGCUCGCUGCCUGGCCGGCCACCCGGGGGCCCUGGCUCGGCUCACGGAGGGCCUUGCCAAGCUCUACCUCGCCCGGCCCUGCCUGGCCCCCCAUUUUGUUGACCUUCUGGAGCAGGCGGGAGCUGCGCUGGCGGAGCCGCUGGGGAAAGCCCUGCAGCAGGUGGCAGUGGCCGGGGCUGGGGGGACCCAAGCCCUCCGCUGGCACCUGCAGAUCCUCACCAAGGUGGCGGGGGACCAGCCCAUGGGCCCCACCUUGGACUUCCUGUGGGCAGCCCUCAGACAGCCUGGGGACUGGGCCUGGGAGCAGGCCCUUCUGGGGGCCUGCCGGGCCCUCCUCAGGGGAAGGGGACCGAGUGGGGCCGUCCCCGGGGACCUGGCCAACCUGCUGCAGGAGCUGGCCCGGGGCCUGCAGGACCCGGACAGCCGGGACCGGGCCCGCCUCUAUUACAGCCUCUUUACCCACCUGUCGGGGCCCAAGCUGGGCUCGGCCCUGGGCCCGGCGCGCUCCACGCCCAUGCUGUGCUCGUCCCUGGUGGAGGAGAACGAGGGCUUCGCCUCGGCUCUCACCGUCCAGGAGGCCCGGGCCCCCCUGCAGCUGAGGCGGGUGCCCCAGAGGGCCCAGCAGGCCCCCGUGCUCCUGGGCCUCACAGUGGAGGCCUCCGAGGUCCUCUACUCGUUGGAGCUGCGCUUCCGUGUCCUGGGCCCACACUACGGGCCUCUGGAGGCCGUGCGGGUCCCCUGCCUCCGCCCUGGAGCUCCCCCCAAGCUGCUGCUGCUGGCCCUGGAGCCCCGGCGCCCCUACCCGGCCCUCCUGGACAUCAGUGUUCUCUACGCCACCCCCGGCGGCCUCACCUGCUACGCCCAGCUGCCCAGCCUGCCCGUGGCCUUCGCGGACCUCUUCCUGCCUUUGCUGCCGCCCUCCCCAGAGCGGAGCCUCCCCGGUGCCUUCCAGGAGCUCUGGGCUUCCUGCCUGCCCGAGGGGGUGGAGAGUUGCAUGUGGGGCCCUUGGGGGGGGCGGGCACUGGAAGCUCUGGUGGCCAAGCACUGGGAGCCCUUCGUGGUGUCGGCCACGCCCCCCACCAGGUACCAGGUGGCCAUCCGGCUGCCCCCCAGCUCUCAGCUGUUGCUGCAAGUGGAGGCCGCUGGGGAGGAGGGGGCCAGGGUGGCCCUGAGGACGGAUGACUGGGCCAUAUUGCCUCUGGCUGGGGAAUAUCUCCGGGGCUUGGGGGCUGCCGCCUGAGCGGGGAGGGGGCCGGGAUCCUGGUUUGGGGAGAGCGCGACAGAUUCUCCGGACAAGGCAAGGGGACGAGGGCCUUGCCACUCAUUCCCCUUCAUAAAAGCUGGUUUCUUGGUGAAAA
Messenger RNA from Antechinus flavipes (yellow-footed antechinus), 3384 nucleotides. It is a transcript of the gene AP5B1, whose product is annotated as adaptor related protein complex 5 subunit beta 1. Gene Ontology annotation, cellular component: lysosomal membrane; AP-type membrane coat adaptor complex. The record is from RefSeq and is a predicted model, not a curated record. The transcript is spliced from 2 exons. NCBI's taxonomy places the organism in Eukaryota, Metazoa, Chordata, Mammalia, Dasyuromorphia, Dasyuridae. The coding region runs from base 585 to 3266 and encodes 893 amino acids. Gene Ontology annotation, biological process: endosomal transport.